Paramuricea clavata is the source of this 429-nucleotide messenger RNA. The record is from the annotation of a GenBank genome assembly. NCBI's taxonomy places the organism in Eukaryota, Metazoa, Cnidaria, Anthozoa, Malacalcyonacea, Plexauridae.
AUGGAAGCAGAGGAUAUUGAAUGUGAAAUCAACGAGAAAAGUGCUCAGAUAAGUGCCUUUGUUUUGUCUUGUAAUACUGUUAAGAAUCCAGUAAUCUCACAAGCUAAUGCACCCCAAGUUAUUACAUCUCCACAACAAGUUAGUGCACCCCAAGUUAUCACACCUCCACAACAAGAUAAUUCACCACAAACCAUUCCAUCUCAACAAGUCAGUGAAUCACAGCCCACUACAUCCUCAACACUCGAAGUAAAUCCAUUGCAAACCCCACCGUUAAACCAAGAACAAUCAGUCACUGUUAACGAAUCCGAAGGUGUUAGUUCAAUGAAUACUAGCACUAAUACUGGUAAUCUUCCAAUGAACUAUCAAUCCAACCCAGUAUCACCAACAUCUCAACCACACCUCACCUCACCCCAACCCCAAACCAUGUGA